Labeo rohita (rohu) is the source of this 2856-nucleotide messenger RNA. It is a transcript of the gene dhx33, whose product is annotated as DEAH (Asp-Glu-Ala-His) box polypeptide 33. Gene Ontology annotation, biological process: positive regulation of transcription by RNA polymerase I. The transcript is spliced from 12 exons. NCBI's taxonomy places the organism in Eukaryota, Metazoa, Chordata, Actinopteri, Cypriniformes, Cyprinidae. Gene Ontology annotation, molecular function: ATP binding; RNA binding. Gene Ontology annotation, cellular component: intracellular anatomical structure; nucleolus. The record is from RefSeq and is a predicted model, not a curated record. Bases 140 to 2182 code for a protein of 680 amino acids.
CAGCCCGAGAGCCACAUGAGCGGAUGAUGUAAACAACUGCAGUGCGAGACUCCUCUGCUGUCCAUCUGUCUUUAUGAACGAGAUCAGCCUUUUACGGUGAGUGAGACGGAUUCACAGUGCCACGCGUCUCCUGCAGAUCAUGCCCCACGACCCCGACCCUCCUCCGGCGAAGAGAUUUAAGCCGGGCUCCCCCUUCUUCCGCCUGGAUAAGAAGCCGGACAUGCUGCUGCCCAGAGCGGGACACGCGAUCGUCAGCGUGGACGCACAGCGAAAACAGCUGCCCAUCUACCAGACCAGGACACAGGUGAUCAACCAGCUCCGACAGCUGCACAACGCCGUGUUUAUCGGUGAGACGGGCUCAGGUAAAACCACGCAGAUACCGCAGUACCUGUAUGAGGCUGGCAUCGGUCGGCAGGGCGUCAUCGCCAUCACUCAGCCCCGCCGCGUCGCCGCCAUAUCGCUGGCGGGACGAGUGGCCGAAGAGAAGAAGGUUCAGCUGGGAAAACUGGUGGGAUACACGGUGCGUUUUGAAGACGUCACGUCUUCGGAGACCAAGCUGAAGUUCAUGACGGACGGGAUGUUGUUGCGGGAGGCCAUUGGCGAUCCGUUAUUACUGCGAUAUACUGUGGUGAUCCUGGACGAGGCUCACGAGCGCACCGUUCACACAGACGUCCUGUUUGGUGUGGUGAAGGCCGCCCAACGCAAACGCAUGGAACAGAACAAAAUACCUCUGAAGGUUGUUGUGAUGUCUGCCACCAUGGAUGUGGAUCUGUUCUCUCAGUACUUCAACAAAUCGCCGGUUCUGUAUCUGGAGGGCCGACAGCAUCCCAUUCAGAUCUACUACACCAAACAAACUCAGACCGACUAUCUGCAGGCAGCGCUGGUCUCCAUAUUUCAGAUUCACCAGGAAGCUCCACCGUCGCAUGAUAUCCUGGUGUUCAUGACGGGUCAGGAGGAGAUUGAAGCACUGGCUCGCACCUGUCGGGACAUUUCCAAACACCUGCCUGAGACCUGCGGCCCGAUGACAGUCAUCCCGCUCUACGCCUCGCUGCCGCCCGUCCAGCAGCUCCGAGUGUUUCAGCCCGCGCCAAAGGGAUCCAGGAAGGUGGUUAUCUCCACAAACAUCGCAGAAACGUCCAUCACCAUCUCUGGCAUCAAAUACGUCAUUGACACAGGAAUGGUGAAAGCCAAACGCUACAAUCCAGACAGCGGUCUGGAGGUGUUAGCGGUGCAGCGCGUGUCUAAAGCUCAGGCUUGGCAGCGUGCCGGCCGAGCCGGGAGAGAAGCCGCCGGUUCGUGUUACCGUCUCUACACUGAAGAGGAGUUUGACAACUUCGCCAGCAUGACCGUACCCGAGAUACAAAGGUGUAAUCUGGCCAGUGUCAUUCUGCAGCUGCUGGCUCUGGGUGUUCCUGACGUCCUCAACUUUGACUUCAUGUCUAAACCGUCACCAGAGUCGCUGCGGACGGCCGUGGAGCAGCUCUGCAUCCUCGGCGCCGUCGACAGGAAAGACGAUCAGGUGUCGUUAACGCCGCUGGGAAAGAAAAUGGCCUGUUUCCCUCUAGAGCCGCGCUUCUCCAAAACUCUGCUGAUCUCUCCUGAUUUCUCCUGCACUGAGGAGGUUCUGACCAUCAUCUCGCUCCUCUCCGUCGACUCGGUCCUCUACAAUCCUCCGGCGCGCAGAGACGACGUCCUCGCCGUCCGCAAGAAGUUCAUCUCCAGCGAGGGCGACCACAUGACGCUCCUCAACAUCUACAGGGCCUACAAGAAAGUCAGCGGAAACAAGGACUGGUGUCGGGAGAACUUUGUGAACAGCAGGAAUAUGGGGCUGGUGUUGGAGGUUCGAGCUCAACUCAGAGACAUCUGCAUCAAGAUGAACAUGAAGCUGGAAUCGUCUCUGUCGGAGCUGGUGAACGUGCGGCGCUGUCUGGCUCACGGUUUGUUCAUGAACGCGGCGGAGCUUCAGCCGGACGGCUCUUACGUAGCUCUGGACACACACCAGCCCGUGGCCAUCCAUCCCUCAUCCGUCCUGUUCCAGGCCAAACCCGCCUGCGUGGUUUUCAACGAGCUCCUGCACACGUCGCGCUGUUACAUGAGGGAUCUGUGUUUGGUGGACGCCGACUGGCUGCAGGAAGCCGCGCCGGAGUAUUUCCGCCGGAAGCUGCGCGCGAUGAAGAGUUAACGACGCUGGAAAUGCUGCAACUUUACCAAACUUGUGGUUUGUCGUUUCUGAAGACUGCACAACGGAAAGAUAAAAGCCAAGCGUCAUAACAGUUCAUCUACUCAUGCAUUUUGUGAAAUAUGCCUAUUUUUCACAAUAUGCAUGGGUGAUCUGUUAAGACUUUUUUGAAUUUGAUAUGCAACACAUAAGGCAGUUUUUGCCAAAGAGUUUUGCUUUGUUAACUGAACUUUUCUAGACUGAAUGAGUUCUUUCUACCUGCUAUAAAUCUUAAGAUGUCACACCUGUUUCUAGCUGUUUUACAAACUGCUGGUCUGAUUGUAUGAAAUUCAGGUUUGCUUUCUUGAAUGUUUGCAUGUGUUUUUUGUUCAGGUCAAAGCAUUUUUCAUAAUACUUGACUAGUACGUGUAAGAUUUGGAGUGUUUCAGGAUCAAGUUUACCUCUCAACAAGUGAAUAAUAAUGCAAAUAUGUGUGAAUGAAGCUGGAGAGCAGUUGGAGAUCAGUGUUGUGACGUCUGGGGUCAUAUUUCAACUCAAAAAAUACAUACUGCAUAAAGAAAAUUAAGCCUAAUUUUAGUUGUAGCUAACUAAAACUAAAAGCAUAAAAUUGUUACUUAAAAUAAAAAUUACCUGAAGUAAAAUAAAAUAUUUUUUAGAAUCAUAUCUGCGUUUAACUU